Messenger RNA from Misgurnus anguillicaudatus (oriental weatherfish), 3738 nucleotides. The record is from RefSeq and is a predicted model, not a curated record. Lineage: Eukaryota; Metazoa; Chordata; Actinopteri; Cypriniformes; Cobitidae.
AAACUCCCAUCAGUUUGGUUCAGUUUCGGUCACCGUUUACUCUAAACGGAUUAAGAGACGGUUACGGGUGGUGGAUGAGACGCAGCUGCUGGACAUAGCCGGUGGUCCAGAUUUUGAUCAAAUAAGUCACAUUGAGGCAUCCGUGCCGCAGUCAUCGUGAGGCGAUGUGCUCGGGCGGGAUGAUCGGUGAGGUGUUCCACUGACCGCGCCCUCGUUUCUCGCCCAUAAACCGCUAGUAUUGGAAAAGAGAGGGAGUACCGGGAGAGCGGGGAUUUGCUGUAUCGUUUCAUACGGGCAUGCAGGUGGAGCGGCUCGACUCGCGCGCGCGCACACACACACAGUCAUCGUCUGUACGAGUGCACGCGUCGCAUUUCUCCUCUCUGGACUAUACAAAAGAUACACGCAAAAAAUUCCGCUGAGAAGUGUGGAUAAAGCGCACGCACUCUGAAACAUUUAGCAACCAAAAGCAGAUCCAUCUUCAAUAAAGGAUUUCUGAAGGCACCAACUGGAUCUGUCCGACUCAUCCCCUGCUCAGUGGAAUGCAGACGUACCUCUCUGGAGGUUUUCUGGUGAAAAGGAAAUCAUGCUUUGACCUACUACCCACAAAAACCAAAAUACAACUGCAGCAGUAAUCCUACUUUCACCAGAGGGUGAGAUGCAUAAAUCAGUCUUUUAACAUGUUGAGUCAACUAGAUUUUUAGGCCAGUUAUAGAUUUCAAAGCGCUACGUACUGUGUGAGGUUCUUUUUCUCGGAUUACAGAAGUAUUCCUCAACGGAGAUGUUCGGAGCAGAAUCAAGAUGGAGAAUCAAAACUUAAAUACUAGGGGGUUUUAGAAAACUGGGACCUUACUAGUUCAGCAACGCUAUUUUUGAAAAGGCCAGAUAAAUUAAUACUCUAAACUUGGAAUAAAUCUCCUUCGCAGUGGAUUAAGAGAAACCAAACGUUAGAAAAGAAGGAUUAGGAGCACGCUUGGAAGAUGAUGACGUGGAUGUGGAGGUGCGGCGCGAGGUUGUUGCUGGGGCUGAUAGUGGCCGUCUCGCUGUCCGUGGCCCUGGAGUUUGACGGCCUGCCGGGUCAGUGGGUCCGCUACAGACCCUGGGAAGCAGGUGCCACCGGAGAGCUGAGCUUCACCAUGAAGACCAACAUCAGCAAGGCUGUAGUGCUGUACAUGGACGAUGGAGGUAACUGCGAUUUCCUGGAGCUGCUGGUCAACAACGGUCGCUUGCAGUUGCGAUUCGCCAUCCACUGCGGCGAGCCGGCUUCGUUGCACAUGGAGACGCACAUCAACGAUGAGCGUUGGCAUCGUGUGCUGCUCACGAGGAACUACCGCGAGACCAUGCUGGUGAUGGACGGAGAGGCCAAAGUGGCGGAAGUGAAAUCCAAGCGUAGAGAGAUGAUGGUAGCCAGCGACUUAUACGUUGGUGGGAUUCCACCAGAUGUCCGUCUGUCGGCCCUCACGUCCAGCACCGUCAAAUACGAGCCGCCUUUCCGAGGCCUGAUCGCCAACCUGAAGUUAGGGGAGACUACUCCUGUGCUCCUGGAUAGCCAGGGGGUGAAAGACGAUCUGGAAUAUCUGUGUACCAAGCAAAACCCCUGCAGCAAUGGAGGACGUUGCUCCAUUCGCGAAAGUGAGGUGCUUUGCGAUUGCACUAAUACAGGCUAUAAAGGGAAAUACUGCAGCGAAGCUCUCCAGCAAGUUCUGGGAGGUCUGGCGCACCUGACGUUAAAGAGCCAAGCCCCAGGAGCAGCUCCUCUGACGGCCAUUCCAACAGCAGGUGAUCCCCAAUCAGGCCAAGCGGAGUCAGUGGCCACGUUCAAGGGUAACGAGUUCUUCAGCUACGACCUGUCCCAGAAGCCCAUCCAGAGCAGCACAGAUGAGAUUACGCUGUCCUUCCGGACUCUGCAGCGAAACGGCCUCCUGCUCCACACCGGCAAAUCGGCAGAUUACGUCAACCUGUCUCUGAAAAGCGGAGCAGUGUGCCUGGUCAUCAACCUGGGUUCAGGUGCCUUCGAGGCUCUGGUGGAGCCAUCCGACGGCAAGUUUAACGACAAUGCAUGGCACGCCGUCCGUGUGUCCCGCAACCUGCGUCAGCGCGCAGGGGUCGGACUCCCUACGGUAAACAAACUGCAUUAUAUGGUUACCAUAUCAGUGGACGGGCUGCUGACCACCACAGGCUACACUCAGGAGGACUACACCAUGCUGGGAUCUGAUGAUUUCUUCUACGUAGGAGGCAGCCCGAACACCGCGGAUCUGCCCGGCUCCCCCGUGAGCAACAACUUCAUGGGUUGCCUCAAAGAUGUGGUGUACACCAAUAAUGAGUUCAGACUGGAGCUCUCCCGCCUGGCUGAAUCGCACGACCCCAAGGUCACUCUCCACGGUGACCUGACCUUCCGCUGCGAAGACAUCACCGCUUUAGACCCCAUCAGUUUCGACACGCCAGCUGCUUACGUAACCCUGCCGCGCUGGAACGCCAAGAAAACCGGCUCGGUGUCCUUCGACUUUCGCACCACAGAGCCCAACGGCCUCCUGCUGUUCAGUCACGGGCGGCAGCAGGGUGCGAAAGACCGCAGACCGAGGGUGGACUUCUUCGCAAUGGAGCUGCUUGAUGGAUUUCUCUACCUGCUCAUGGACAUGGGCUCUGGUAGCAUCAAAAUGAAAACUGGGAACAAGAAGGUUAACGAUGGGGAAUGGUGCCACGUGGAUUUCCAGAGAGAGGGCAGGAAAGGCUCCAUCUCUGUUAAUGGUCGCAGCAUCCCCUUCUCCACCAACGAGGGGAGUGAGAUCCUUGAUUUGGAUGGUGAAAUGUACCUGGGGGGUCUGCCCGAAGACAGCGGCGGUCUCCCUCUCCCCCCAGAAGUGUGGACCGCCUCCCUCAGGCUGGGCUUUGUGGGCUGCGUGCGGGACCUCUUUGUAGAUGGGCGCAGCAAAGACCUGCGACGUCUGGCCGAGCUUCAAAGCUCUCCGGACGUUAGCAGUUUUUGCACGAGAGAGACCCAUCGGAGGUGCAGCUCCGAGCCGUGCGUCCACGGAGGGCGCUGCCGCGAGGGUUGGAACCGACAUGUGUGCGACUGCACCGGGACUGGAUAUCUGGGCCCCAACUGUGAGAUGGAGUCCGCAGUGCUGAGUUAUGAUGGCAGCAUGUUUCUGAAGGUCCUGAUGCCUCAUGCUGUUCACACCGAGGCUGAGGAUGUUUCUCUGCGCUUCAUGUCUCAAAGAGCUUAUGGUCUGCUCAUGGCCACCACCUCCAAAGAGUCUGCCGACACCCUGCGCCUGGAGCUGGACGGGGGAAGAGUCAGACUCACCGUCAACCUAGAUUGUAUCGGGAUAGACUGUAACCUUAGUAAGUGAUUCUUUUAUCUGCAAUGCUAUUUCUCUCUGUCUCUGUCUCUCUCUCUCUUUCAUGCUCAGUCUCAAAUCAUCCAAAGUUUCUUCUCCACCUUCGUAAUCCUGUCUUCCUGCACCGUUAGCGCAAAUAUACUUUGAACGUGUUCCCAAUUUGCAUCUCUCUCUCCCUCUCUCCCCAACAUGCGCCUUCCCUCAAUCUCUUUUGUUCCGCAAAAUAUGCCGAUUUGCUGCGGUGUUUGAAAUUAAGCAUAACCAUCCCGACAGUUUCCAUUUCGACACCAUAUGUUCCCCACCGCUCCUCAGAUGAUCUAGAACGUUUCACGUCCCCACGGGACUCCGUUACAUAAGAUACAAUAAUAAACCGUAUGAUAAAAUGAGAAAUGUAUUCAUU